Messenger RNA from Bursaphelenchus okinawaensis, 2414 nucleotides. NCBI's taxonomy places the organism in Eukaryota, Metazoa, Nematoda, Chromadorea, Rhabditida, Aphelenchoididae. The record is from the annotation of a GenBank genome assembly.
AUGCAGAAGUGCGCACGUGAAGAAUGUGGGAAGACAGUGUAUCCGAUGGAGGAGCUGAAAUGCUUGGACAAGAUCUGGCACAAAGGCUGCUUCAAGUGCACCAGCUGUGGCAUGACAUUGAACAUGAAGAACUACAAAGGCUACAAUAAGAUGCCAUAUUGUGAUCCGUGAGUUUACAUUACAUAGGUUUAUCAAUGGUUCUGAAUAUGUACUUGAUUUUUGAAUGUAGUAUGGAUAUUAUAAUGACAGUAAGAGUUUAAGGUAGAGUAAUUUCAGACAUUACCCAAAAACUGUGGCUACGGCCGUUGUGGACACUCCAGAUAUGCAAAGGGUAGCACAGAACACAAAAUUACAAAGUCAAGUAUGUUUAACACAUUUACACAAGCUUUUUUUAUUUAACUUAUAAUGAUAAUGUCAUUUCCAACACCAAAUAUAUUCUUUUGCAACUUCAAAUUCUCCUUCUAGGUAGCCUACCAUCUCGAAUACGAAAAGUCGAAAGGACAGAAGAUCGACAUUGUUGAUGACCCUGAACUCCAACGACACAAACAGAACACCAACAACGCCUCUCAAGUACAAUAUACCGGAGAGAUUGGGAAAAAGCAGAAGCAAGAGUUGGUUCGACCAAAAGAAGAUCCAAAUGCACCUAGUAAGUUGAACUUUCCUGUUAAGGUUACUAUCUAUGACAUGUCCGUAUGGGGCAACUUUACCGCUUGCUAACACUGUCGAUCUUUCCUUGUACUGUACAGUACACUUGCUUGUUAUUAGUAUGACAAAGGGCUUUUGAUACCAAUUUGAUUAGACUUCUAUUCAAGUUUUGGCUUGGUAUGUCUCUUCGUAAUACUACGUUGUUAACAGACUUGUCCGGUGUCUUUUUCGCUUUAUGUUUCAUGGUGCUAGUAUUAUGUAUACUUCUAGAUAUAACAUUUCAUUUUAUAUAUUCUUUUUAUGCUUUAGUAAUAGUUUUUCAAAGUUUGGUCAUAAAACCUCAAAAGUGCUUUAAUCUUUUAUACCUCUGCUGUUUAAUUUCACUAUAAUAGUACCUCUUGCUCUAAAAUUCUGUUCACAAUAAGCUUUAAAUAGUGUAUUCUUUUUAAAAGUAAUGACCUGCUUGUAAAGCAAUGGUUUGUACUUUAAAAACGCUAAAAUACUGCACAUUACCACAUUGAUCUACCUCGCACUUUUUUCGCUUUAAUUGUACUGCUUUCACUGAAUAAAACCGUUGUAAACUCUAUCUUGUAGUGUUAUAUACAUCUGAUUAUGCCCAAUUUUACUCCGAAAACGAAACAGACGAAGGCUGUUUCUCGGACGAACACUGUGACCAAGGGAACACAGUAAGAAGUUCUCCUCCCAACUCUACCUGUUCUUCGUUAAGUCGUCCAAUUGAUCCUAAUGCAGUGAGUGGGACUUGUAUUCUAAUUAGUGUUUACUAGUGUGAAUUUUGAAUAUAUUUCGAACUAAUCCAUAAAGACUUUUACAGGUUUAAUUUUAAACUAAUGUAACAUGUUGUUUUACUUUUUAAAAUAGUUUUGAAUGUUAGUUUUUCCAACAUGUAGUAAUAUAAAUAACAAUCAAAAACCUUAUUUAAUACGCCUUGAAUUUGCAGUUCGUGUAUGUUAACCAUCAUUUGACUGAGAAAGAAAGUUUUGCUACGACUGUUUGGAGUAGUCAUGAAGUGAUCAAACGCGGUAAUUUACAGUUUUAACAAUUUUUCAAACUGAAGUGAUUAACUCAUGUUUAAAUGUUAAAAAAAUAAAAAUUUCUUAAAACAUAAUUUAAAAAGCCACUCCGAAGGUGACAUAGCUAUUAUUACAGAAGAAGAACCAAAAAAGAUUGGCAGCAUCUCAGACUACGACCCAGUAAACGGUAACUAUGGCAGUCUAGGCGGGCAAAAAGGUAAAUAAAUAAAGUUAAAGAUACUUAUACAGACAUUUGUAAAAAUAAAUGAUAGUAAAGUACAUUUUUAAUAUAAAAUUUUUAGCAGAACCAGCAGCCGCAGCAGCGUCAACAACAGCAUCAUCCGGAGGCGAAAAGAAAGUCAAAAAAGUGAAAAAAUCAACCAAAAAUGCUGGAUUUUCAGUAAAAUGUCUGUACGACUACAAAGCGGCCGACGCUGAUGAGGUAAACAUUUUUCAUCGAACAUUUAAUUUCUAAAUUACCAAGAAAUCUGCAUAGACAAAGCCAACCCUCAACCUACGCAUACAUAGUUACAAAAAAUAAAACCAUCAGAAAAACCCUAAACUAACCCACCAAUUUUUCAGAUUUCGUUUAAAGAAGGCGAUGUCAUCGUGAACUGCCAAUCGGUGGACGAGGGAUGGAUGACCGGAACCCAUCAAAAGUCAUUGGCCCAUGGUAUGUUACCAGCCAACUAUGUGGAGAAGAUUACUGCAAUGACCGGCGCUUACAAACUUUCCUAA